Molecule: messenger RNA, 1004 nt
Organism: Puntigrus tetrazona (Sumatra barb)
Lineage: Eukaryota; Metazoa; Chordata; Actinopteri; Cypriniformes; Cyprinidae
Gene: hscb
Product: HscB mitochondrial iron-sulfur cluster cochaperone
Exons: 6
Coding region: 41-844 (267 amino acids)
Biological process (GO): [2Fe-2S] cluster assembly; protein complex oligomerization
Cellular component (GO): mitochondrion
Molecular function (GO): ATPase activator activity; protein-folding chaperone binding
Source: RefSeq, a predicted model, not a curated record
UCUGACAUUCUAUAAGCCAGAUUUCGUUCUGUUGGUGAACAUGACAACACUGUACAAACUCCGAUUUUUGUUAACAUCUCACGGAUUUAAACAUGCAAACAAAUGUAUAUCAAACGGACAACGUCUUAACCUCGUCUUACUUCCGUGUUUCGCUUCAGGAAGAGCUGUCAGCUCUUACAGAAAAGACAUUAACGGUUUUUCUCACUGUAAAGCGGUUAAAGGACACUUGUCUCUGAACUUUUUCAGCACUCUCACAAUCAGCAGACUCUGUUGGAAAUGCGGAUCUUCUGCUGAAUUAUUUUUCUGUUCAUCCUGUAAAGUGAUCCAGCCUCCUGAUGACAAGACGAAUUAUUUUGACAUCUUGAAGUGUGAACAAAAAUUUUCUUUGGACACCCAGAAACUUCAGAAAAGAUAUGUUGAGCUGCAAAGAUAUCUCCAUCCUGACAACUUCAGCCAGAAGUCAUUGAAAGAGCAGGAAUAUUCAGAAGAACAAUCAGCACUGGUGAACAAAGCCUACAGAACGCUGCAGAAGCCUUUGAGUCGAGCCGUCUACAUGCUGGAGCUGCGAGGGGUUUUGCUGGAGGAAGGCACCGACGCCGGCGCGGACCCCGCGUUCCUCCUCGAGGUCCUGGAGAUCAACGAGAGCCUCGCGGAGACGGCGAGCCGAGACGAGGUCAACGCUAUCGGCCGGUCUGUGCGAGAAAAACUCAAAGACUUGACUGAGCGGAUGAAUUCAUCUCUGAACAAAGGGGAUCUGCUGACCGCCAAAGAGCUCCUGGCCCAAAUGAAGUACUUCACAAAUAUAGAGGAGAAGGUAAAAGACAGAAUUACAGAGGGUUGCUGAGGGGAAAACUGUAAAAAAAAAAAAUGUGCAAUUGUAUUCCGGCUCAGUGAAAGAUUUCACGCUUGUGUUUGGAUGUUUUAAUAGUAGUAUUUAUUGUUAAGGGUGUAUAUUUGUUGGAUCGUUUCUGGUAUAUAAAUAAAGUACAUUAUUUUAAUCUAAA